AUGGAGAGUACUUGUUCUUUAGCGGAGCUAGUAGAGACUGAUCCCAGGUACAGGCCAUUGAAGGAAAAAUUGGCUGGGUAUGAGCCGGGAUCUGACCAAUAUUUGUCCUGUUUGAUGGACCUGUGUCCGCUAACGGAGUGCCCAGAUUAUCAAACUUAUGUGAGGAAACAGGCUGCACCCGUCCCAGGAUCGCAGAAUGACGGUUAUAGUCCAAUCUAUAGAAAUACGCUUUCUCCAGACCGUUUACUUUCGUGUUUCGAUCGGAAAUUGGCUACAAUUUAUCAUCAUUUUUUGUUUUCUGUGAGAAGAUGGCCUAAUCAUGAUUGUCUGGGGUUUAGACCUUAUGAUGAGGAAUCAGGAAAAUUCUUGGAUUAUUAUCAAUUUUGGUCAUUUGAAGAAGUGGAGAGGAGAAGUCGUCGCAUAGGUGCCGGUAUCCUGUCUCUUGUUAACGUCAAGAGACGGAAAUCUUUGGGUUGUAACGAUUUCAUCGUGGCAAUUCUCUCGCACAAUAAGCCAGAGUGGAUGUUGGUAGAUCUCGGUUGCCAAGCAUAUUCUUUGGCUAAUACUGCACUUUAUGAGACCCUAGGGGUCGAUACUUCUCAUUAUAUCAUGAAUUUAACAGAAUCGCCAGUUUUACUUUUUGCUAAAGUGAAUAUGAGCAAAGUCAUUGAGAUGCUUCCAAAUUUAAAAUACGUCAACACUUUGGUAUGUCUCGAAGAUAUUGAGGAUGAUGAACUACGGUUGUUUAACGAAUCAUUAUUUCCAAUGGCUAAAAACUCCAGGGACGAAACCAUCAGUUUGUUCUCGUUGAAACAGGUUGAACGUAUUGGCAAGAUGAACGAGAUACCAGUGAUUCCACCCGCCCCCGACACAUUGUACACAAUCUCUUUUACUUCUGGUACUACGGGUCAACCAAAGGGUGUGGAGAUGACUCACGGGCACUGUGCUGCCGGUAUUGCCUUCACUUUUUCAUCGAUUGUUUUGCCCGAGGAUGCAAAGACGAGGCAAUUGCAUAACAUGUGCUUUCUACCUUUGGCGCAUAUUUUCCAAAGAAUGAUCGUUUCCUUUGGCCUUUCAAUGGGUAUCGGUCUAGGGUUUAUGCACUCUUCUGAUCCCGCAGUCCUGGUAGAGGAUUUGAAAAUUUUAAAACCAGAUAUUAUAGGCCUGGUACCACGGAUAUUGACAAGGAUCGAAACUGGUAUCAAGAUUUCCUUGCAGCAGUCCGCCAGUAAGAAGUUCAUUGCCAACAGUAUUUUGAGUGCCAAGAAAGCACGUCUUGCAGCCCAAGAUGGUGAAGAUCACUCUCUCAUGAAUAGGCUUGUUUACCAUCCAAUACUAAACGACAAGAUUCGUUCGUCACUUGGUUUUGAUAACGGAGCAAUGAUUAUCACAGGUUCUGCCCCAAUAUCACCCGGUACUCUGAAAUUUCUAAGAACUGCCCUCGACAUCGGUGUAAGACAAGGCUACGGUUUGACCGAAACUUUUGCUGGUAUAUGUCUGAGUGAAGCUCACGAAAAAGAUCCCGGUUCCUGCGGUGCAAUCGGUGUCAGCGUAGAAUGCCGUUUAAAAUCUGUACCAGAGAUGGGGUACGAUUCAUCUGAUUUGAAAGGUGAGCUACAAUUGCGUGGCCCACAAAUUUUCAAUAGGUACUACAAGAGGCCAGAAGAAACUGCAGAAGCGCUUGAUGAGAACUUAUGGUUCUCCACCGGUGACAUUGCCUCCAUAGAUCGCCGUGGCCGUCUAAGUGUCAUUGAUCGGGUCAAGAAUUUCUUUAAAUUAUCACAAGGAGAGUACAUCGCUCCCGAGAAAAUCGAAAAUGUAUACCUAUCGUCGUCUCCACUGAUUACACAGGCAUUUGUCUACGGCGAUUCUUACAAGUCAUACCUUGUCGGUAUUUUAGGUAUCGAAAUCGCCUCAGUUCAAAAGAUAUUGGGCCUUAAACACCCAGAGGUAAACGGCUUGCCACCAAGCAAGCUCAUCGAGGUAAUAAACAUUAGCAAACCUCUCAAAAAAAGUUUCCUGUUGACCAUUAACAAGUACGCUCGGAAUUUGCAAGGAUUUGAGAAACUUCACAACGUCUAUGUCGCAAUCGAGCCACUCAAAAUGGAGGACGAAGUUAUCACACCGACAUUAAAGAUCAAGCGUGCGAUUGCUUCAAAACAUUUCAAAUCGAUCCUCAAUAAUUUAUACGAGGAGGGUUCUAUAAUAAAAGAACCCAAGCUCUAA
Molecule: messenger RNA, 2226 nt
Organism: Torulaspora delbrueckii
Lineage: Eukaryota; Fungi; Ascomycota; Saccharomycetes; Saccharomycetales; Saccharomycetaceae
Gene: FAA2
Product: medium-chain fatty acid-CoA ligase FAA2
Exons: 1
Coding region: 1-2226 (741 amino acids)
Biological process (GO): long-chain fatty acid metabolic process
Cellular component (GO): membrane; endoplasmic reticulum
Molecular function (GO): long-chain fatty acid-CoA ligase activity
Source: RefSeq, a predicted model, not a curated record